AUGCCUUCCCCAACACCGGGCCACACGCGCCGCCGCUCACCGCCGGCGAUCACCGCCCUGCUGCCGCGCCUCCGCGCCGCAGCUGGGCCGACCACUUCGCGCCACCUGCUCCUCCAGUCCAUGGCAGUGGUCCUCACCUCCGGGCUCUCCUCCUCCCACCCCGCGCUCGCCUCCCGCCUCCUCAAUUCCUUCCUCCCGCAUGUCUCCGCCCGCCGCCUCCCCGCCGUCCUCCGCCUCCUCCCGCCCGACCACCUCACGCUCCUUCUCCUCUCCUCCGCCAAGAACCACCGCGCCCACUCCCUCCCCGACGCCUGCGCGCUCCACGCCCUCGCCGUGUCCUCCGGCCACCUCCCCUCUGACCUCCGCCUCGCCAACUCCCUCCUCUCGCUCUACCUCUCCCACGGCUCCACGGCCUCCGCGCGCGCCCUCCUCGCCGACAUCCCCCGCCCCGACACCGUGACCUGGAACACCCUCCUCCGCUCCUGCCUCCGCAUGGGCCUCCUCCCGGCGGCGCGGCGCCUGUUCGAUGAAAUGCCUGAGCGGGAUCUCGUCACGUACAAUUCCAUGUUGUCUGGGUACGUGGCGGAGGGGGAUAUGGACAACGCCAGGGAGCUGUUUGAUGGAAUGCCCGAGAGGGACGUGGUUACAUGGAACUCAAUGCUUGCUGGGUAUACUCGGCGCGGGGACAUGGAGAACGCCAAGAAGAUGUUUGAUGUAUGCCUGUGA
Molecule: messenger RNA, 726 nt
Organism: Miscanthus lutarioriparius
Lineage: Eukaryota; Viridiplantae; Streptophyta; Magnoliopsida; Poales; Poaceae
Source: the annotation of a GenBank genome assembly